Molecule: messenger RNA, 1881 nt
Organism: Exophiala oligosperma
Lineage: Eukaryota; Fungi; Ascomycota; Eurotiomycetes; Chaetothyriales; Herpotrichiellaceae
Exons: 2
Coding region: 1-1851 (616 amino acids)
Source: RefSeq, a predicted model, not a curated record
AUGAGGCUGGCAGACUUGAUCAUUGUUGCCGUCCUUCUAGGCUUUUCUCAUUUGCCUCUGGCGGCAGCCGCCAACAACUCUACAAUUUUCACUCUCCCACCUGGAUAUUCCAAUCAUAACGACACUAAUUUGCUUUGCAGGCCGACGAAGUGGUCCGACAUUGCGGUAUUCUUUCUGGGCAAUUAUAUCGCCCACGCCGCCACGGUCAAAACAAGUCCCGGAGAAAGUACAUUUGGUGCUGUCAUCGUCGUCAUCUCAGCUCUUCUCUUUCCGACUUCUGGCGUAAUUCGCGGCUGCGUGACGGCAUCAAGUCUCGCUGUAUUCGCGCCGACAGAUCUGAGAUGCGCUGCACGAGCCGGCGCCCUCUGUACUGUCGCCUAUGAUCACAAGAAACGGAGUGCCAGACCCUCGGUUUUGGGUACCAAGAUCGAUCCAAGAUUAACAAAGAUUCACGGUAUCGUCAGUGCUCUCCCACCUGGCUUCAGCCUGAUCCAAGUACCCCGCUCAGCAAAAUUUCUCCAUGAUCCAGACCCAGAAAAGAGAAGUUGGUUCCGAAAGGUGUUGGAUCCUGUGAAGCAACUUUUUCGCCCAGUUCAGGCUCGAUCGGCGCUCAUCUCGAGCAACUACAGCUUGGUCAAAAUCUUCGUGGCGAUUGGCCAAUCAUUGUAUGGCAUCGCGACUCUCUACGAAAGUGCCAGGGGUGACCAAAUAAAUCGCUACGGCUAUGCAGCCUUUGGCCUUACGGUGGUUCCUUAUGCUUACAUGUCGCUGGUAAAUCUCCUUGCAAAUCUUCUUGCUCCGCAUUAUCCUACAAUGUAUCUAGUCGAGUCGCAGGCAAUGCGAGAUGCUUCAGAUCUCAUUGGCAGAGGAGAUGUUGGCGAUGUCGACGUUCAAAGUACGCAUGAAGCACCAUCCACACAUGAGUAUUCAACGGCCCUUGAAAUGUUGCCUAAUGCUGCAACUGGCGCGCAAGGCGACGACAACAACACGCAACCGGCCAGAGAGUCUCCUCUGAGCAAUAACGCUAUGCUUCAUGGCAGAUACCCUCCAGGGUCGCAGGAAGAGAUGGACAUUCCACCAACCGUGUCAGAGAUCUACGAUCAGGAGGGACGGUCCGAGAGCAACGAUGGGCAGCCUCAGCAAAGGGUCCAAGGGCCGGUGGACCAAGAUGAAGAGAAUCUGAACCGCGAGCCUCGCCAUGAUGACAUAAUGUCCCGGAAUCAACAUGAAGAAUCUCGAGACGACAACCCCCUCCAGGCGAGCCCGCCAACAAGUGUGGCAUUUUCUGGCACUGUCGGGGUACUUGAUCCUGAAUGGGAUCGAGAGUUCUUAGGACAAAGACAUCAGUACGCUGCCCUCGAGGACAAUGGCGAAGGAAGGAAUCAGCAAGGUCAGGCCACAUUGAAUGAGCAAUCGAUAUCUCCUCCUCCUCACCACGAAGGGCCACGUGGCACGGUCAGCCAUAAUCAGAAAACAAGUAAAGGGUCAUCGGUUUGGACGGUGCUGAGUAUCAUCAUCGCCAUCCCAUUGGGAGUCGUGGUAUUUGCUCUCAUAAUGGUGAUCCCAGGACUGCCUAUCGUGGUUGUCGGGGCACUGUCUCACUUCCGAAAGGGCGUGCUGAGCACUCAUGCUCAGCGGGUCUGGACGAUGACAUGGUUGGCUUUCGGAAUAUUCGUCGGGCCCGCAGUGGACACCUUCAGAUCCUUGAUAGAUGACAAUUACGUUGGGAUUGGCUGGAGACUGUAUUUUGCUGUCUCCGUGGGGCUCUUUUACGGCGCGCCGGCUGUAGGCGGCUUUGUCGUGGUGGCGCAAAUGCUGCUGGCAUAUGGUGUAUGCAUAAGGAUCUCCUAAAAGAUUUUCUGAGAAAGAGCCGGAAACGGG